AUGACUGUCAAUCCUCUAAAACCUCACAUCAAGACUUUGAAAGACAUGGUUGCCAUUGCCAAUCCCACAUUUGGAGACAGUAUGGCAGUAGAGACCGGAUUUCUAGACACUAACCUGUGGCUUGAAUGGAUGAGAGACACAAUAUACUCAACAACAGAAGCAUCCUGUUCAAAAGACUUUUUCAGGGACAGCCUCUGGCCACAAGUCCAUGGUCCUAAUCAAUAUAAGCCUGCCAAAAACUCUCAUUCUGGGCUGAUAAGAACGCUGCCAGAAUUGAGUUACACCUCUGUUAGCAAAGUGCUAUAUGUCACGUUUAUUAAUGGAAUGCUGCACAUACAGAUUCUCAGCAUCAUAACCACUUGUUCACAACUGCCUGGACGUAUUACAGAGAAACCUACUGAACAGCCUCAAGCGGCUGCUGCAGAGCUUGUGGGACGGGGAAGGCAGAGAGGAGCUCCUGCAGGUCCAGCAACCAAGGCAAAGACAGGAGCUCAAGAGCUCCAGAUUUCAGCUGGAUUUCAGGACAUAUGUAUUGGUGAACGUGGUGGCCGCAGGCGUGAUUUCAAUGAUCUGGGGGUUAAUACACGUCAGUCAAUUGAUCAUGUCAAAGAGUCCAAGACAGGAUCUUCGGGUGUGCCAAUUCAGCUUAGCACCAACCAUAUCAAACUGGUAUCACGACCACAAUGGGUGUUAUACCAGUACCACGUUGGCUUCAAUCCACAGAUGGAAUCCAGGCUCUUGAGAUCUGCCUUGCUUUUUCAACAUGAAGACUUGAUUGGAAAAGCUCGUGCGUUUGAUGGAACAAUAUUAUUUUUGCCCAGAAGACUUGAUAAGGUUAGCGAAGUUUUCAGCCAGACCCGUAAUGGAGAGAACGUGAGGAUUACAAUAACUUUAACAAAUGAGUUACCCCCUACUUCACCUACCUGCUUUCAAUUCUACAACAUCAUUUUCCGAAGACUUCUGAAGAUGAUGAAUAUGAAGCAGAUUGGCCGCAAUUAUUACAACCCUAACGAUCCUAUUGACAUCAAAACUCACCACCUAACUAUAUGGCCAGGCUUCACCACCUCCAUUCUACAGUAUGAAACUAGUAUAAUGUUGUGUAUUGAUGUGAGCCAUAAAGUCCUAAGAAAUGAAACUGUUCUGGAUAUUAUGUACAACUUGUACGGAAAAGUUGGAGCAAAUCACUUUCGUGAUGCAUGUAGCAAGGAAUUAAUCGGGCAGAUUGUUCUCACAAAGUACAACAACAAGACUUACCGUGUUGAUGAUAUCAACUGGGAUUUCUCACCAGAGUCAAAAUUUAAAAAAUCAAACGGAAGUGAAAUAAGCUACAUUGAAUACUACAGAACACAAUACAAUAAGGAAAUUACAGACCAAACACAGCCAUCUGUGAUUCACAAUCCCAAAAAGUCCAAGACCCCAUCUGGUGUUCCUGAAGGACCAAUUCAACUGAUCCCUGAAUUUUGUUACCUGACAGGUUUAACUGAUAAAAUGAGGAGUGAUUUUACUGUGAUGAAAGAUUUGGCAAUACAUACCAGGUUAACACCUGAUCAAAGAGAAAAGCAAAUGGGAAAAUUCUUAAACUAUAUCCACAAGGAUGAAAAUGUUCAGAAAGAACUACGUGACUGGGGAAUUAAUUUUGACACCAAACUUAUGCCAUUUACUGGUCGAAUUGCUCCUCCAGAGAAGAUUUUGCAGGCCAGGGGAACAGCAGAAUACAAUCCUCAGUAUGCAGACUGGUCCAGAGAAAUCAGAGGGCCUACUUUAAUCCGUGUAAAACCUUUAGAAAAAUGGCUGAUGAUCUACACAAAACGGAUUUAUGAUGCUGCUAAUACUCUUGCACAGAAUCUUUUCAGAGUGUCACAACAAAUGGGAAUAAAAAUGAAUAAAGCAGUAAUGGUUGAAGUUGAUGACAGCACUGAUGCAUAUCUGAAAGUUUUACAACAAAAGCUUACGUCUGAUACACAAAUGGUGGUUUGCAUUUUGUCCACUAAUCGCAAGGACAGAUAUGAUGCCAUAAAGAAAUUUCUUUGCGUUGACUUUCCUAUUCCCAGCCAGUGUGUACUCGCUAAGACUUUGAACAAACCUCAAACUGUAGUUUCAGUUGCUACAAAAAUUGCAUUGCAGAUGAAUUGCAAAAUGGGAGGUGAACUCUGGAGUGUAGAAAUACCUUUGAAGGACCUGAUGAUAGUUGGCAUUGAUUGCUACCAUGACACAUUAUCUGGGCGGAGAUCUAUUGGAGGAUUUGUUGCCAGUUUGAACCAAGGCAUGACUCGUUGGUUUUCUCGAUGUGUUCUCCAGGAUCAAAAGCAAGAGAUUGUUGAUGCUCUGAAAAUUUGCAUGCAAGCUGCAUUAAAAGCCUGGUAUUCACACAACAAAAAUCUACCAGCUCGUAUCAUAAUCUAUCGGGAUGGAGUAGGAGAUGGUCAACUGAAAACUUUGGUGGAUUAUGAAAUAACACAGUUUCUGGAUUGCAUUAAGUCUGCCGGGAAAGACUACAGCCCUAAACUAACUGUUGUUGUGGUUAAGAAACGCAUAAAUGCACGAUUCUUUGCACAUGCUGGUGGCAAACUUAAUAACCCGCCGCCUGGGACCAUUGUUGAUGUUGAAGUCACCAGACCCGAAUGGUAUGACUUCUUCAUAAUCAGCCAGGCUGUAAGAGCAGGCACGGUGUCUCCAACUCAUUACAAUGUUGUAUAUGACAGUGGUGCUUUGAAACCGGAUCACAUGCAAAGGUUAACAUACAAACUUUGUCACGUGUACUUCAAUUGGCCUGGUGUAAUCAGAGUACCUGCUCCGUGUCAAUAUGCCCAUAAACUUGCCUUCUUAGUGGGACAGAGUAUUCACAGAGAACCACAUAUAUCGCUUUCUGAGAACCUCUACUAUCUGUGAAUUACACCAAGAAUAAGUCGUACACAU
Messenger RNA from Pelobates fuscus (common spadefoot toad), 2916 nucleotides. RefSeq names its product piwi like RNA-mediated gene silencing 1 (gene PIWIL1). Gene Ontology annotation, biological process: regulatory ncRNA-mediated gene silencing. Gene Ontology annotation, cellular component: P granule. The transcript has 22 exons. Gene Ontology annotation, molecular function: protein binding; piRNA binding; RNA endonuclease activity. The record is from RefSeq and is a predicted model, not a curated record. The coding region runs from base 1 to 2889 and encodes 962 amino acids. NCBI's taxonomy places the organism in Eukaryota, Metazoa, Chordata, Amphibia, Anura, Pelobatidae.